Molecule: messenger RNA, 8664 nt
Organism: Phaedon cochleariae (mustard beetle)
Lineage: Eukaryota; Metazoa; Arthropoda; Insecta; Coleoptera; Chrysomelidae
Source: the annotation of a GenBank genome assembly
GAAACACCAGAGAAACAAAGAGAUGGCGCGGCUAAGCGGGCCUCCCUGUAAAUUCGACAGGUGAAUAUUAUCACUCUUUUACCUGUGGAGUGCAGACCUCUCGUUUUGUCCGGCAGCAGAGCAAAGCACAGCCUCCGCAGAGCCGCAGUUCGCUAGACGACGGCUAACAGAAAGAAGUGGCGGGCAUACCAAAGUCAUUCGUAAUUUCAUCGAGUAAAAGUCGUUUACAGAGGAAGUUCAGUGUCCAGACGUUUUCGGUGGUAGAUACUUUACGUACAGUGGCUGUGACCAGUGCCUAACCAUCCCCUGAGGGAUAUUAACGUUUUAUGGGGAACGAGAUAGGCUUAUCGACACAGCAAUAAGAAGAAAAGAUGGACGCGGACAGCAGCUACGGGGGCAGCGACACCGCCCAGGACUCGCAUUCCGCCCACGAGCUCAGCACAGCCUCCUCCCUGUCGGCGGACCCCCACCCCCACGAAAAACUGACAACCGCCGUUCACGUGAUUGGCCCACCCGCCCCCGACGACCAGCCACCCCGCCAAUUUUACCACAAGAACGAGAUCACGGUGCCGGUCAACGUCGAUCAAACGGAUUUCCAGCGCAGUCCUCGAUUGCCGCACUACCUGGCCACGGCCAAAUUGAACAUCGGCGAGUCGCUCGAGCACCACAGCAAUCUGGAGGAGAUGAGCCGGAAUUACCGCAGCUCGAGCAGACUGAACGAGAUCCCCUGCGACGACGGGGCAGGGGAGGAGUUGGGGGGCAUCGAGAAUCCCGCCUUCGCGGACGAGGGGAUGCCCCCCCACCCGGGUCCCGUCAAAAGCACCUUCAAGCCCUACAACGGCGAUUUGCACCACGACAAGACUCACGGACGAGACGCGAGUUGUUUGAACAAAAACGAAGAACCACUAACGGAGGCGGUGAACUUGGAGCUGAUCAAUCUGAAGCCGGUCGGUCAGAAUCAGAAGAAGAACGGCUCCGCCUCGGAGCCCUACGACGUGGGGAAUGGCAUGACGACGAUACCGCUCAAGAAGGAGACCGACAGAGACAUCGGGAACCCGUACGACGAAUAUUUCGUGCCCGUAAAUGAACACCGCAAAUACAUGAGGGCAUGUAAAUGGCAACAUAGCAACACUGAUUCGGCUAUCGUACGUCUCCACCAGUCUCCGCUGGAAUAUCUGAACAGAUUGAGAGCUGAAAUUCAUUAUGCCCUGAACUGUAUAACGGUGAGCGGUGCUCUAAGUAAAUGCCAUGUUGCCAAAUGUCAUUCCUUCUUUAAAACUCCUAUAUCUAACGAUUCGAUAAACAAUCGGUACAAAGGUGAAAAACUAUAUGUUACCAAAGACAACCGUGUAGAGAAAAGCAGGAGCAAGUACAUAUGUUGGAUAAUCUGUGUUUGUCUAGCCGUGGCUGCUCUUAUAAUAGGAAUACUGGCUGCAGUUCCUAGAGCAAUUGAAUCGGAAUUGAGAAUUGAUAAUCUGCAGUUCAAUUCAGAGUUGGCCGAUACCAACAGUUCAGAGUUCAAAGCGUUAGCCGAAACAUUGGAAAAACAGAUAAAGAACUCGCUCUUCAACAACAACCUGCUCCAGUACGGCCCUGCCGACAUAGAAGUCAAAGUCAUGGAAUUUGAGUCAGGAAGUGUCAUUGUAAAGUACCGCAUCGCCUGGAAAUUCAAAGAAGGCAUUCACAGUGCCAAAGACCCCAUAGACCCUAUCUCGUUGAAACGUAAACUGUCCGAAUCUCUGCAGAAAAACAACGAUCUGAUGGGCACCUUCCACAUACCGGAAAACUCGCUCUCUGCCGGGAAAAUCCUCGACAGGUGCAAAAUUGAGAACGACGGCUGCGAGCACGUUUGCAUCUUCGACUACGACCUUGUCGAUUUUGCUUGUCUUUGUCCAGAUGGGAAGCGAUUGUCCCACGACGGGAAAACUUGCAUUGUCAUGGAUUCGGUACCUCUCGAACCGGAAAUACGCAAUUUCGGAAACGAAGGUCCGACAGAUCAUCCCUUCCUACGUGCCGAAGAAGAAUCGCAUGCCAGGCACAACUUCAAUGAUUACGAAAUACCAGCUGAGGUUGAACCAGAGCCUUCCGUAGAACCAGAACCUGCAGCCAAACCAGAGCCUUCAGCCGAACCUGAGCCUUCAGCAGAACCAGAGCCUAUAGCUGAACCAAAACCGGUAUCAGAGCCAGAACCCACAAAGAAACCAGAUACAGAAGCUGAACCAGAACCGGAACCAGUAGCAGAACCGGAACCAAUAGCUGAAGGUAAACCAUCCCCUGAGCCAGAGCCAACAGCAGAACCUCAACCAGAAAUAAAAUCUGAAAUAGCAGAAGUCAUACCUUCAGCAGAACCAGAACCUUCUGCUGAGCCAGAACCAGAACCUUCUGCUGAGCCAGAACCACAACCUACUGCUGAACCAGAACCACAACCUUCUGCGGAGCCAGAACCCCCAUCGACACCAGAACCAUCUCCAUCUGCAGAACCCGUACCAUCGUCAGAGCCCACACAUGGUCAAUCGGAAAAUAUGAAUCUUGAUGUUGUGAACAAGAACAUUGAAUCUACUACAUACACAGAACUGAAUAUGCAUCACUUGCAGAAUUUCUCUGAUGCAAGUAUGAAGGAGACCGCUGCGGAACAUGAGAGUACUGCUGAUCGAUCUAUAGAAGGCUUGGAGCAGUCAACACACGAACAUAUCAUAAUGGCUGUUACCCCCGAACAUACUACUGAAUUCACUUCAGAUUCUGAAAAUCCUAUGCAGACUUCGAUAUCACCGGUAGAGUUACCACAAAACGAUUUUUACUAUGAUUCAUCGAUUGGGCUCCAAAAAGAACAAAACGAAACCGAAAAUCACACAGAGAAGCAAGAGGAGCACUUGUUCUUGCAAGAGGAAAACGUUUCUCACAAAAACAUGCUGGAUAUGGGGCCAGACGAGUUGGACCAGGCCAUGCACGAGCUGGGCCUGAUAAGAGUGGUAACUCCAGUUGCAGAAGUGAUAACCACACAAUCGACUGCUGAUCGUUCAUAUCACAGAGUCACGGAAAAUUCAAUAGGGAUAACAGUCGUUCCAGAAGUUGAAAACACCCAGGCAUCUACUUCGAGUAGGCUGAUGGAGAAUUCAACAAGUGUGCCAUCUAUUGUAACACCUGUUGCAGGCGUCAUGACCACACAUUCUACUGCAGAUUCGGAUCACAGAAUCGUAGAAAAUGCAAUUGAGACUGUUGUUACCCCAGUUGCAGAAGUAAUAACUACACAGACGACUGUUCAUUCAAAUCAGUCAAAUUACCCUGCUGUGGACAAUUCGAAUGGUGAAACAAACGCAAAUGAUUCGACGAUAAACGUUAUCCAGACCCAAGAAAUCCAAAUUCAAAACAGUUCUUCAGUGAAAGAGACUGCGGCAACAACAGAAGCGAAUGAAAUAAGUUUCAGCGAAAUCAGCCGUGAACCGAAAAUACAAGAACUACAUAUGUACCAUGUGAAUAACCAAGUCGCCAAUCACACCGCAGACAUAAUGGAACAUCCGGAAAACGCUCACGACGAGUAUAAUAUGUCCCCCUUUUUGCCCGAAUUGGAAAACGAUACAUUCAUCAAUUCUCUUCACUACGACGAACAUUUCUUCGAUCACAACAACGUAGGAGAAAGUCACGAAAAUAUAAGCGUGACCAAACCUCCGACCCUCGAGUUUGAUCAAUUGAAUCACACCAAUCCCUUCGACAACAAUACUUCCGACGCUCUUGGAGUAGCACCCUUAGAAUCUGGAAAUAUGGAUAUCAUUCCUGGAGAGGAAACAACCACAGACCUAACGACCACUGUGGAAACAAUAAGUGAUGAGCAAGAUACAACUACAAGAGUAGAAAACGUUGUAACCGAAACGAAUACCAUAGUAUCCCAAAAUGAAACGACCACUGAUGUUCCUACUAUGGAGGCAUCAAUGGAAACUGAAACAGAAAAUACCACCUCCACAGAGAAAAUUAUGUCAUCGGAUAAAGUAAUAGAAACAGACCAAGGUAUGCCCACUGAAGCAAUCGCAGAGGUGACUACAACACAAAUCGAUACAAAUGAGCACAAUGCUAAUCCAGUUACUGAAAUUGUCGGAACAACAAUCAAGAGCCAUGUAAUUAUUGACGGAGAAACAACAACCCAAGGUGGAUUUGAUGAGAUUAGCAUCAUCAUGAAUACAAGUGAUGCUAAAAACGAUACUGAGAUGCAUCAGACAGAAAAUUCAAAACAGUUAGAGGAAACGUCAACAAUCCCUGCAUCCAUAGGAAUAACCACUCUUCCCUCAGAUAUCUUGAAUAACAUACACAGCAAUUCGUUUUUUGAAAAACACGCCGAAAUGGACAGAAAUGGAAGUCAAAAUGAGAAUUCUGACUGGACAAGCACUAAAAAGACAAGUAACUUCAACGAACUAAGCUCCAGUACAGAGGACUUGUUAGCGCUUGAAACUACGACGAACAAUUUCAAAACUCGACACGAAAACAAACAUAAUAAUAACACAGAGAUGCCAAAUGAAACGUCUACAAUCAACGCAGAAGUAAUUGAAACUGCAACUACCAUAGUCAAUUUCAACGAACAAGAAACUAACGAAAUAUCUACUGCCUCAUCAUCACCUUCAUCAGUUUACCAGGUAGAAGAAAAAGUAGCAGAUUUCACAACUACAGAAAAAUUAUUCGUUUCUCCUAAACCGACCUCAGAGAUAUCGCUAGAAGAAGGAGAAGAAGAUCUGUCAGUAGUUCCGCUCAGCGAAUACUCUCGAGACGCUUUCAACGAAAUAUCAGACGACAACACUAGAGAAACGCGAGUUUCGGACCAGCAGGUCAAUAAAGUGCAUGUACCAGAUGAACAUGCUAAAGAAGUGCCUAUAAUCAAAGACGUGUCUUCUCAAGAAAACGCAGCCAAGCCGGUGACGGAAGAUUUCGAUCUUCCCAAAUUCACGAGAUGCCGCAUCGGGCAGUUCCAAUGCGUCAACGGCACUUCUGUCAAAGAUGGCAACUAUUGCAUCGCGAGCAGCGAUCGAUGUGACUCGAUUUUGGAUUGCAGUGAUGGAUCAGACGAGGUAAAUUGCGAAGCAGAAGGCUGUCCUAACAAUUUCCAGUGUACUAGCAAACAAUGCUUGAAAAGACACUUAGUAUGUGACGGAAUCCUCAACUGCAACGAUGGAACCGAUGAAAUCGAUUGUGAUAAGUGGACAUGCAAGUUCGACGAAAUGUCUUGUGGACCAUUGCAAAGGUGCAUCCCGAUAUCGUGGAAAUGCGACGGCAAAUCCCAUUGCCUGGAUGGCUCAGACGAGCACAACUGCCACCCAAAUUCGUGCUCAGACGAGUCCUUCCACUGUUCCGAACAGGGGAGCUGCAUCUCCGCCUCGUGGAGGUGCGAUGGAAAACAAGAUUGUGCGAUGGGAGAAGACGAGAAACUGUGUGAUUGUAGCAAUGAUCAGUUCAAAUGCGAGAUCGGAGGUGGAUGCAUACCAAAGACAAAUCGCUGUGAUGGCAUUGAGCAUUGUGCAGACAAAUCUGAUGAGUGGAACUGCCUUCGUUUGGAAGUCAUCACUAAUAAUUCCUCCAAUGAAAUCAGUGCUAAGAAGAUUCUACAGGUCCAGGCAGAAAACAGCACGUGGUACCCGAUAUGCAUGGAUUGGGCACUAUGGAACACCACCUAUGCAGAUUUAGCUUGUCAGAGCUUGGGAUAUGCCGGUUCCACUUCACUAGAAUCUGUGCCCAAGCCAGAAGAAGUGGAAUCCAAUGAGAUUUACCAGCUGAAGUCAUCACAUGACAAUACAUUGCAACUGGAAAAGAAAACCAACGGUGAAUGUAGUCAGUUUACGUCGAUCAAUUGUCAGGAAUAUGUAUGUGGAAGCCCUUCAACAUUUGAUCUUCCAUCUGCACGCAUCGUAGGAGGCAACAAGGCAGCUCCCAGCCAAUGGCCAAGUCUGGGAUUAUUGUAUGACAAGAAGCGCAACAUGUACUGUACUUCAACAUUGGUCACCCCACUUUGGGCCAUUGCAAGCUACUCUUGUGUUUUUGCCAACACCCAAACUACCAUUGCCACUGACUGGAUUUUGUAUGCCGGAGGUUCCAACAAGACAGACAGUACCAGUAUGCAGAUUAGGGCUGUUCAAAAAAUUGUGGCACAUCCACAGGCCAAAUUCUCUCAGUUUGAGUUUGUCAAUGAUGUAGUUCUCCUCAAACUAAGGAAGCCUAUGAUUAUCAAUGUGAAUGUGAGUGCGUCAUGUCUUCCACAAAAGGAUAUGGAACCAAGACAACUGUGUAUAGUUUCCGGUUGGGGCGUAAAUCAGCCUGGAGAACUGGCCAUUCAACAGUAUUUACACUAUUUGCCGGUUCCUAUGAUUGAUGUUGAUGAAUGUAAUUCUACCAGGCAUUACAAUGGCAAGCUGAGUGAUGACAAAAUGUGUGCUGGAUACACGGAUUCUGAAAAGACACCUUGUUUUAAUGACGAAGGUGCCCCUUUGAUGUGUUUCUCUGAGGAAACAAGUAAUUGGGAGCUGCAAGGGAUAUUGAGCCACCAUGACAACUGUGGCAGCAACAGACACCCCGCCGUUUACACCAAAAUUGGUUCCAGUAUGAGGUUGUGGAUAGCAAACACAAUAGGGCGACAGGCAUUGAACCACCAGUUCAACUCUGUCAGCAGUGCAGAUGAUGAAAAUGAAACUGCCUCUGAUGAUGAACAGGGGCCUGUCAUGUACCAGUAUGAAAUGGUGGAGGCUAUUAGAACUGUCAGACGGCGGGGACACCUGCCCAAAGACUCUGUCAAGAUUCUCAAAACCUGGCUCUAUGAACAUCGGUUCAAUGCAUACCCCACAGAAAUUGAGAAGCACAUCCUUUCACAGGAGACUGGGCUGACAGUGUUGCAGAUCAGCAAUUGGUUCAUAAAUGCUAGGAGGAGGUACUUGCCAGAGAUGAUGAGGAGAGAAGGCUACGACUCGGUGCACUACACGAUAACGCGUCGCCGGCGCGCCUCCUCCUCCCCGACAGGGGAAGGCAGCCCGGUGGGCGGGGGCGGGGGCGGGUCCGCUUCGGGCACGCCCACCACCGUCUUCUACCGCAAGGCGAAGAAGCUGAUGCGCGUCGAGCGGGCGACGAGCGACGCCGAAUACGAGGUGGACGCCGACGGAUACGUGGAGGCGGUGCAGGGCGGCCAACAGGUGGUGACGCGGGUGGGCGUGGCCGGCCCAACCACGUCCACGCCCAUGCGCGGCCGGAAGUUCAAUCCGUGGAACGCCGACAUCCAUUAUGGGUUGACGGUUAAUCCGGAGAGAAGGCCUGAAACAGUACAGGUGGUGCAACCACAACCAGCUGUCAUACAAACCACCUCUAGUGGUCAAGUGAACACCUCCAACCCAUUCCCUUCGAAUUUGGUCGUCGUGAAAACAGCUUCCGGCAAAAACAUCGUUCUAAAAGUGGUCUCACAGUCCACCGAGUCUCCAAAGACGUACCUGUUGAAAACGGCGAAAAAAUCCGCUCCCGUCGUGGCUCCCGUGGUCGAAGUGGUGAACGAAGUGUCUCCAGAAGAACAGUUGUCCAUCGAGCAGCAUUUCAUCAAGCAGGAGGCGCAGGAGUUGCAGGAGGAGGUGGAGGAACAAGAUGAACUGCAAGAAAUGGCUGAGGAGGAGUAUCAGGAGUACCAAGAGGUUGAGGCAGAAGGGGAACUGGAGGAGGAGCAGCAAGAAAUGGUGACUUAUGAGGAGGAGGAAGAGGAGGAGAACUCGGCCGGAGCCAACGCCCUCAUAGCUGAGGCUGUGUACGAGGACGAGGAGGCCACCGAAGAUAAUAUGUUCGUGAAUGAGGUGACGCUGGAGGAGGAGUGCAAUGAGGUGACAAUUGAGGACAAUGUGAAUGAGGUUAUGGUGGAGAGCGACGAGGUGCCGGAUGCUGAGGGCACAGAGGAGAUUUUAGUGCUGCAUGACAAUUAAUUAGGUAAAGUUAGUGUUAGUAAGGAGAUUUUGAGAAAUCGUCGAUUGCAUGAUUGGACUUGAAUCGAUUUUUUUUUAAUAAUUGAUACUUUGACGCACCGUUUCUGCUAUACAUUGUGGUAGGGAUUACACGCUAGGAAGGGCGAUUCACUGACAUUUGACCUUUUCCAACUGAAACGAACAUUUUUUCUUCCUUGAAUUUUAUUGAGGAAUAGAGAAUCGAUCUGGGAUCCAUUUGGAAUUUUUUUUUUUUUAAGAAUAAUUGUGAAUUGUCCUGUAUUAUGACCUUAUUUUAAUUUGGCCAUAGAAUGAAUGUACAUAAGUUUUUGGAAUGCCUCAUUGAGGACGUAUUUUGAUUAAAAAAUACUAUUAGCUAGGCUUCUGGGAGAUUUUGGGCAAGAAUUUGUUGUUUGAAAUUUUUUCAUCAAGUUGAACUACAUUGUACAGUUAAGUAUAGGAUAUUUCUAUAGUUAUUGGUGUAUUUUUAGUGGAAUGAAUGAAUGAUUAUGUUAUUUUUAUAUUUAAUAUAAAUUUCAAUUAUCGACUUUGGUUUGUGCCUGUAAAUAUUAAACAAUAAAAUGAGUCUUUGAACUAACCUUUUUUUUAAUUUUUAGCUUAAUAUUAUAGUAUCUUUCAUCUACAGGGAAACAGAUUUGUAGGCAAUAUGACUUUUUCAAAAUGGUUCUUUGCUCUUGUUAUUUCAAUUUAUUGUAAUAUAUUUACAUCCUCUGAAAUGCUU